This is a messenger RNA of Vidua chalybeata, 2414 nucleotides long. RefSeq names its product cilia and flagella associated protein 97 (gene CFAP97). The transcript is spliced from 6 exons. Gene Ontology annotation, biological process: spermatogenesis. Lineage: Eukaryota; Metazoa; Chordata; Aves; Passeriformes; Viduidae. The record is from RefSeq and is a predicted model, not a curated record. The coding region runs from base 135 to 1607 and encodes 490 amino acids.
GGCGCGCGGGGCCGGCCGGGGCUGCGCAGGAGCCGGGCGGCAGCGAGGGAGCGGCCUGAGCGCUGCGCAGCUCCCGCCUCCCCGGCUCUCCUCGCUCUCUCUCCUCCCGUGCCUGUGGCACUUCAUAUUUCAUUAUGGAUCGCUUUGAAGACAUAUCAGAUGGUGAAGUGGAUCAUGCCUUCUUUGACAGUGACUUUGAGGAAGAGAAAAAGAAAGCUGAAGAAAAUGGUGAAUAUAUAGAGAAAGGAAGUACAAAGGCAGCUAUUGCAGACACUGAUCUGGUUUCUAAUGCAAAGGAUGAAAAAUGUUGUGAGGAGAAAAGUGAAGAAAAGCAGAUAGAUUUGCAAAGGGAUCAGUCCCUAGAAAACAGCAAAGAUCCUAUUGAAGAUGCUUCCUCUUUGACUGGAGAUGUUUCUCCAGUUGCAGAGAAUGCAGGUACAUCUGGAGUAACACCUGCAGCAAGUAGAGGAACAGAGGAGAUUGUUCCUGCUGGAAUUCCUAAAAUAGUUAAAGAAGGUGAAGAAGAUUACUAUACAGAUGAAGAAGAUAGUAGUGAUGAUGACAAAAAACAGGUUAGACCAAAGUCAGCUAAGCAACCAAACAACAUAAAAAAGGCUAGCAAAAAAUAUACUAUCAGCUCCUCCUCUUCUUCUUCUUCCUCCUCAUCCUCCUCAUCAUCAUCCUCAAGCUCAGAUACAGAUGGUUCUGACACAGAUUCUGAUAGCUGUUUAUCAGAUUUAUCUCAUUCUUCCCCAAAAAGGAAUGCUUGUAGAAAUGCUCUUCUGUCUCCAAAACAAAAAUUCAAGUCAACAAUGAAAUUAGCAGAAGGAAAAGCAAAGCUUGGUGAUGACAUGGAGGAGUCUGAAGACACAGUGACUGACGUAACACCUCUGUCAACUCCAGACAUCAGUCCUAUCCAGUCUUUUGAAUUUGUAGCAUCAAAUGAUAAGAAACUAAAAGUAAAGAGACAGGAAAAUGUGAACCAAGAAUUAUAUGAUUCCGAGUUUGAUCGCAGAUAUAGUCGAAAAGUAUUGCAUGAUGCCAUGGACCUGAAUCAGCUUCUGAAAGCUUUCUUACAGUUGGAUAAAAAAGAACAAAAACUAACCAUCGACCAGCCAUCUAAAGGAAUAAGGAAAAAUUACUCUUUCACAAAUGAAGAAGUAAGGCAGAUUGAUCGGGAAAACCAGAGGUUGCUAAAAGAAUUGUCCAGACAGUCUGCAAGGCCAAGGAGAAGCAGCACGUUGAAGGUGUCUGUACCACCGCCUAGAUUGUACCACAGUGCCCUCAACAGGCAAAAAGAGCAGCAAAGAAUUGAAAGAGAAAACCUGGCUUUCCUGAAAAGACUGGAAGCAGUGAAACCAACAGCUGGCAUGAAGCGCUCUGAACAACUGAGGGACUAUCACCGCCAGAUGAGCUACCUGAGUACUUCACCUUCUCUAAGAAGGGCUAGAUCUCCUUUCAGCCAGCUUAGUCCUCCAAGAGGAACUUCAAGAUCAUCCACUGUACAAAGUGCAUUGAGCCACAGGAACGAAAAGCCAAUGUCUGAUUCAGCCAGUGGGGCAUUACAGAGACCUAAAUCUACUAAUGUUUGUGCUGCUUGGUUAUAAGUGUGUUCUUUGCCUCCUGUACUGAGAUGAUACUGAAACUAGUAUUUUUAGUGUUUUUGUAAAUUCUAUGUGCAAAAAUAUUUUCUGCAUUGUUCAGUGAUUAAAAUGCAUUGCAUUUUAGAGUAAUUUAAAAGUAAUUGCUUAUAAAAUGGUCUUAAAAUGGUAUAAAACACUUCUGUCAGUGUUUUCCAUGACAGGAAGAACUUCUGAAAGAGAAGGAGUAUUUAAAUGGACACGUUAAAUAGAAAUUUAAAUAUUAGUCUCAGAUCAUAAGUGGAAUUUGUAUCCAUAACAUGGAAGGACAGAAUUGCUGUACUAGAGGAGCAAAAUGUAAAUACAAUUUUAAAAAUAUUAUUAAUACUUUAAAAUAAUGCAUUACACUUAUAAGCAUAUGCUUAAUUCCUGGAUUGUCCUUGCUUGACAUCCUGGCUUUAUGUAGCAGCCUUCUGAAUUUUGUGGGUCAUGUUCUUGUGACUGAAAGAAUCUUUAACAGCAGUGUGAAGAGGUGAAAAGCAGAUUGUGUAUUCCUCCAUGGUGAACUAGAAUACUGAGCUGCAGAAGCCGAUGUUUUGUCACUGUUAAAUGUUCAGCACCUGGAGUGUGUUUUAUUUGAAGGCUGCAUCACUUAGGUCAGAAGGAUUUUGGAAGUUGUACUGGACUUUGGAAGAUAUACUGGGAUCUUUGUGUAGGAAAGAAACAUCUGAUAUUAUCUGAACAACAAUAAAGACUGAAGUAAAAAGCAGUUUCAGAUUUAGUGUACACAAGUAAGUUCUGGUUACUUCUCAAACUAGAGAAUACUGUUAAGUA